UCGUAAUUAUUAAAUUAUUUAAAAAAUGAAAAAGAAAUAAACGGCAGCCACAAAUUCAACUUGGUAAAAUAAAAACAAAGCAGACGACUUAAUCUCAUACCUUCUUCUUCUUUGACAACUUUUUUGAGAUAUCAAAAUGACUAGAAGUUGCAGAUGAGUGCACCGAAAAAGAAAUCUAUGUCAUUUGACUUGGGUGCUCAAAAGAAUCAUUUACUGAGCACUCGGAGGUUGAAAAACUCAUUGACGAACUGAGGACGUCAGCCCAACAUCAGACAAACCAAACGGAUAUUCGUUUAGUGGAGAGAAACUGGCAAAGGUUUUCGUUCAUUCUAGAUCAAUACCAAGAGCAACCACAUUUGAUCGAUUCACACCUCGAUGGACUACUCACUAAAAUCAUCAACAUCAUUCGAGAGGAAGUGCUGGAUUAUGAGGUGAAACAUGUAGCCUUCCGAUGCCUCUACUUUAUAUCGAAAGUCAGGGGCUACAAAGUUGUAGCAAGACAUCUUCCUCAUGAGACUGCCGAUCUGGAGCCUUUGCUACAUUACUUGGAAAACCAAGACCCUGGUGUGCAACUAAAAUGGGAGACUCAUUACGGCUUGCUUCUCUGGCUCAGCAUUGUAGUUAAAAUCCCAUUCCACCUUCAGUGAUUUGACACCAGUACUUCAGAGCCAAUCAUGGAAAGAAUUCAGAAUGUCUGUAAGAAAUACCUGGCUGGGACAACAAAAGCUCAGGACAUGGCCUUUUAUGUAUCGGCAAUCUAUCUUACAAGGCCUGAUGUCAAAGAUUCCUAUCUACCGUGAUUCAUCAAUUGGGCUCAUGAGGCUCUUACCAAAGAUAGUGCUCAGUUCAAAAAAGGAGUUCUUUCAACGUUGGCCGGCGUAUUCAAACAUGGGCAAAGAGAACAAAUGAUGGAGCAUGCACAUGCUGUGCUGCGUACCAUCCUGGCGAUUAAAUUCCAACCGUCAGAAUUGCUUAUACAGUUAAGAAACCGUUGGUGAAGCUGACGCAGCGAUAGGUUUGAUAUUCUUGAAACCUCGAGUUGCGGGAGAGGAACAGACCUGGAGAUACCAGACUUGGAGAUACCAGCGGGGCAGCAGAUCAUUAGCUGCCAAUCUGCAACAGAGCCAACCCGUUGAGACUAAAGCAGCUAUUUCGGUGAAUGAUGAAGAUGACCACGAUUACGACGUGCCGGAAGAAAUCGAAGAAGUACUUAACGAGAUCCUGCAAGCGUGAUGCCGCUUGUUAUCUCUGCUGGGCUCUUGCCCGAUCCUAAGACCCGUCUCUGCUCCAGCCAUUCGUCCAUCAGUUGGCUAAAGCCAUAGUCAUCACCACCGUGUUCGAUCGUGAGGUCAACUGCUGACGGGCUGCCGCUUCUGCCUUCCAGGAACACGUCGGUCGACAGGGCACUUUUCCUCACGGCAUCGACAUUCUGACCACCUGCGAUUAGUUCGCUUACGUAAAAAUGCCUAUCUCCAACUCAAUCUUUUCGUGGCGCAAUACGAAGAGUACCGGCCGCAUCUCAUCCAGCAUUUAGUGGAUCGUAAAGUCAUCCAUUGGGACACGGUUAUUCGACAGCUAACAUCUCAGGCCUUACAUCAAAUGACGUUCCUCGAUCCGGAAAGUAUGAAACUGAUUCUUUCUACUCAGAUCCUUCCUCGCUGCACAAAUCCUGAACUUUAUUUACGGCACGGAAGCAUUUUGGCCAGUGGCAAAGUCAUCAGCGCUCUUUGUCAAGUGGCAAAAGACCAUCAACGUCGUCUGCCAGAUGAACUUGGUGAUGCCGCGAUAGAAUCCAUUACCCAAACUUGUAUCGACAUCCUGGAGGAGCGUAUCUGACGGAGUUUCGGCGGCGAUCCAAUGCGCAUAGCCGUUUGCCAUUUCAUCCAAGAUCUUAGUUCGAGGGGUUUCCUGUUGCUGGACGCUGUAGUCGACCGUUGGUUGAAGGCGUUACGAGAGUGUCUCGCUUCAGCCGAUUCAAAUGUCCAGCAAUCGGCCAUCAGCGCCGUCACCGCUUUCAUUGGCGAAUACUUCCGGCAUCAGCCAGUGGAGAAACUCACUGCCUUGUUGAACCGUUUCCUACCCGAGGUGACGAGCAACAACCAACAGGCGAGAGUAGGAAACGCACUAGCCCUAGGCUCAAUGCCUCGCUUCCUCCUCACCGUUUCCUUGCCGGAAGUCAUCCAACAGUUGUGCACCUGCGCUCUCAUCACCGACAAGACUCUCCAAUGGGCCGAAUCUCGAAAAAAUGCUCUGACAGCUCUUUCUCUCGUCUGCACAACCGUUGGGAUCGCCCCAUCCAGUCCAGGUGGGGUUGAUCAAGUGACACUGGCCGGAAUAUUCCGCACAUUUAUCGACGGCCUUGAAGAUUACACGGUGGAUAGCCGUGGAGAUAUUGGAGCUAUCGUCCGUGAAUCCGCAAUGUAUUCUAUUCAGGUUGAUUAGGUCAACACCUCGCAACCAGACCUACUUGAAGCUGACCUGAUCCGCUCCGUAUUGCAUGCGAUGGCUAAACAAUCGACGGAACAAAUCCGUCGUAACCGGUUGUUGGCCCCCAACUUAUUUUCUUCUCUCGUCUACUGUGAUCCCACCAUUCCUCACAUUGAGCAGUUGGAAGAAUUGCGUUCCAUCAUUCCACCGCCUCCGCUGAACAUUUCGACCGAGAAGGAAUGUUUCGAUUUGUGGAUGAAGGUGAUGCGACUCGACACUUACCGCAAAGCCGUCAUCACCGGACUUGUUUCCAGCAUCGGCAGUCUCACGGAGAGUUUGGUUAAAAGUUCUAGCGCUCCAUUCAUGAGUUACCUCCGCCAGUUGGUGGCCGAGAACAAAUUGGAUGAACUGAAUUUGGUCACCCGGGAUAUUCUAAACGUGUUUCAAGAGAAUUUGAAUAGUGUCCGACUGAUGCCGUACAUUUUCAACUUCCUGGGCCAUCUCUUGUCGUCCGGAUGUUUGGAUUCCGUUUUCAAAUCCAUGUCACUGUCGCUGUUGACCUUGAUCCGCACUGAGAUGACCAACGGCGGUAAACCGUUAAAAUUGUUGAUAUCGUCGGUGGAUUUGUACUGUCACCUACUCAGAGGUGAACAAGUGACGUUCGAUAAAUCAAUCAUUCACCUGUUAAAUCUGCUAGUGAAUCGGUUCGCUCGCGUUCGUAAAAUCACGGCCACCAAGUUGUACGAGACGCUGCUGACUCUGACAGAUAUUAGCCCGUCAUUGGCCAAUCACCAAGACGACAUCUUGGCCAUUCCCAGCGACACUGACUGGGACGAAGACGUCGAAGCUUUGAAGCCCGUCAAGACUCAGCUUCGCUCACUUUUCAUUCCACCGACUUUGAAUCCUUGACAUUCUUAGCCUUUCAUUCAAAUUAUUUGCUUAUUUAAAAUUAAAUAACCACCCGAAAUUGUGUCAUUAGUUUAUGGGAAAUACAAUUUCGAUUGUUUGGCUGCACUAAA
This is a messenger RNA of Daphnia pulicaria, 3446 nucleotides long. Its product is annotated as tubulin-specific chaperone D-like. Bases 2503 to 3336 code for a protein of 277 amino acids. The record is from RefSeq and is a predicted model, not a curated record. The transcript is spliced from 13 exons. Gene Ontology annotation, cellular component: lateral plasma membrane. Gene Ontology annotation, biological process: microtubule cytoskeleton organization; bicellular tight junction assembly; post-chaperonin tubulin folding pathway. NCBI's taxonomy places the organism in Eukaryota, Metazoa, Arthropoda, Branchiopoda, Diplostraca, Daphniidae. Gene Ontology annotation, molecular function: beta-tubulin binding; GTPase activator activity.